Molecule: messenger RNA, 2717 nt
Organism: Chinchilla lanigera (long-tailed chinchilla)
Lineage: Eukaryota; Metazoa; Chordata; Mammalia; Rodentia; Chinchillidae
Gene: Mc4r
Product: melanocortin 4 receptor
Exons: 1
Coding region: 398-1396 (332 amino acids)
Biological process (GO): G protein-coupled receptor signaling pathway
Cellular component (GO): membrane
Molecular function (GO): melanocyte-stimulating hormone receptor activity
Source: RefSeq, a predicted model, not a curated record
GGCUGGGAACUGCCACUUCUGAGAGGCAGCCUGUGCGACCAUGUGCACACAGACUUGGCUUCCAGUGGCACAGAGGCUCCCAGGAAAAUUAUUUUGAAAAAACAUGAACGCACAAGGCUAAAGUCAAAGCAGCAGUGAGAGCAAAAAGCAAACAGCAGGCUUUUCUACCGAGAAUAAGCAUUUGAAAGCCCAAGAAGUUUAAGGUAAUGAUCAGAGCCAUACCUAAAAGAGACUAAAAACUCCAUUUCAAGGUCUGACGCUGUGACUCUCCUCAUGGCAGGCAAGCCAACUACAGCCUCAUAACUUUUAGUCAGAUAAAGACCGGGAGGAAAUAGAGAUUCCUUGACCCCGGAGAUUAAAUCAGCUCAAGGGGAUUUCAAGCCACUUGCUGCCCGCGAUGAACUCCACCCACCACCACGGGAUGUACACCUCACUUCACUUCUGGAACCGCAGCAACCACGGACUGCACAGCAAUGCCAGCGAGCCCCUGGGAAAAGGCUACUCUGAUGGAGGUUGCUACGAGCAACUUUUCGUCUCCCCAGAGGUGUUUGUGACUCUGGGUGUCAUAAGCUUGUUGGAGAAUAUUCUGGUGAUCGUGGCAAUAGCCAAGAACAAGAAUCUGCACUCACCCAUGUACUUUUUCAUCUGCAGCCUGGCUGUGGCAGACAUGCUGGUGAGUGUUUCCAAUGGAUCAGAAACCAUUGUCAUCACCCUGUUAAACAGCACAGAUACAGACGCACAGAGCUUCACAGUGAACAUUGACAAUGUCAUUGACUCUGUGAUCUGUAGCUCCCUGCUUGCGUCGAUUUGCAGCCUGCUUUCCAUUGCAGUGGACAGGUAUUUUACUAUAUUUUAUGCACUCCAGUACCAUAACAUCAUGACGGUGAAACGGGUCGGGAUCAUCAUAAGUUGUAUCUGGGCAGCUUGUACAGUUUCAGGCAUUCUCUUUAUCAUUUAUUCGGAUAGUAGUGCUGUCAUCAUCUGCCUCAUCACCAUGUUCUUCACCAUGCUGGCUCUCAUGGCUUCUCUCUAUGUCCACAUGUUCCUGAUGGCUAGACUUCACAUUAAGAGGAUUGCUGUCCUCCCAGGCACUGGCACCAUUCGCCAAGGUGCUAACAUGAAGGGUGCAAUUACCUUGACCAUACUGAUUGGGGUGUUUGUUGUCUGCUGGGCCCCAUUCUUUCUCCACCUGAUAUUCUAUAUCUCUUGUCCCCAAAAUCCAUACUGUGUGUGCUUCAUGUCUCACUUUAACUUGUAUCUCAUACUGAUCAUGUGUAAUUCGAUCAUUGAUCCUCUUAUUUAUGCACUUCGGAGUCAAGAACUGAGGAAAACCUUCAAAGAGAUCAUCUGUUGCUAUCCCUUGGGAGGCCUCUGUGAUUUGUCUAGCAGAUAUUAAGUGGAGUCAGAGGACACACUAAAAACCUGCAAAAGACUUUUCCAUUCUUGUACAACCUGAACGGUAUACUUCAGCAAUUGCUGUGUCUUCUGUGCAGUGCUUUGUUGUAUAUCUAUUGUAUAAAUUUAACUUUAUGAUUUUUGAUAUAAAAAUGUGCAGUCUCAGUAUUAUUUAAAUGUCAUGCUACUUUUGGUUGUGAAAUGUUAAUGUGAUUGUAGGUCACAGGUACUUUAUAAAAGCAAGAGACAUCUCUAUUAAAAGCUUAACAAUGUCUCUCCUUAUUCAUCAGAAUUUGACAAUUUGUUCUGGUAACACAGAAAUCAGAGCUUCAUUAAAUAUGCUAUUAUAAAUGUUUUUAUAGGUUAUACUGUGCAACACUGAAAUGUAGAGGUUUGAGUCUAAUAUUAAAGGAGAAAUAUUUUAAAGAAUAUAUGCCUAUUCAUUAAAUAAAUUAGUGUCAUCAGUAAAAUUUCAAGUAGCUUAAUAAAAGCUUGUCCUCCUCCUGUGCAGAAGCAGAAAUAAAGCUACUCUUGAAAGAAAACAGUUACUGGAAAAUAACAAGUGAUAUUCUGUAUCAGAACACUAUCAUGUUUUGCAAAAACAGAAAGAUCCGUCUGACCAAGCAAACAGCCUCACACUGCACACAGGCUGGGAGCGGUGGCAGCAGCUUACAGAAAUCAAAGUGUUCCGGAAAACCUAAACUGUCAUGUCACGCUGAACUUACUGGUACAAAGCUAUAUCCAACCAUGAAUGAUAAAAUAAAGAAGGAAGAUUUUUCUGCCACCUUUACCUAGGGACUGGUGUCUGCUGAAAUGUCCAGGAAAGUUGAUAUUCCAUUCAGAAGUCCAGCAUUCAAUCUCAAAGGAACUAUAUGAUUGAUAAAUUCUAUCACUUUUCUUAAGGAGGUGACUUGCUGCUUAUGUAUCGUUUAUUUCUUGACGAAGGAGAUAAGUGCUGACCAUCAAAGAUUUUAACUCUUCAAACCAAAUCUGUAGCACAAGUGUUUUCAGGCAAUAUUUUUAGAUACCUAAGUGAGGGUACCUGUGAUGUUGAUACAUUAUGAGUAGGAAAUGAAUGCACUGAGUGAUUCCCAAAAGAGGUUGUGAAAUAAAAUAGUCUUCCAUAGUCACAUCUGGGAGAAUGAAUUCCUGUUUUUCUCCAAAAUAAUCCCACAGUUCUGGCCACUGAGCAGUAAACUGUGCUUUCCAGUCUGAGUGUAGUUUAAAAUAGACAAGAAUGUAUUAAGCUGAAGGUUAGCAGAAAACUAUCUUGUGAUUAAGUAUAUAGUGUCUUUAUAUGUAUACUCCUGAUGCUGAGAUCA